Molecule: messenger RNA, 558 nt
Organism: Diplodia corticola
Lineage: Eukaryota; Fungi; Ascomycota; Dothideomycetes; Botryosphaeriales; Botryosphaeriaceae
Product: chromatin-remodeling complex subunit ies6
Exons: 1
Coding region: 1-558 (185 amino acids)
Biological process (GO): chromatin remodeling
Cellular component (GO): Ino80 complex
Source: RefSeq, a predicted model, not a curated record
AUGGCGCCCAUCACCCACAAUCCGACCGAGCUAGACCACCAGGCCCUGCUCGACCGGCUCGACAUGUUCCGCGUCCAGAAGCCGUUCCGCAACCCCAGCUGGAAGCCACCACAGCGCCGCAACAAGAACGUCAAGCAAAUCAUUGCCGAGGCCCAGCGUAAGGAGGCAUCCGUCAUGGCCACCCAGAACAACAGCGGCAGCUCCACGCCCGCCGCCAUGGCUGUCGCCGGCGCGGGCAGCGCGACCCCCGGCUCCAACAUCGCACAAGCCGCUCAGAACCUAUCAGCCAUGGUGCUGGAGAAGAACGGGAGGGCAGCUGCCGCCGCGAGUGGCAUGGGAGUGGGCCCAGCCGUUACAUACACGAAUAUCGAGGCGCCCCCGAGCUUGCAGGUCAAGCGGAAGUACUGCGACAUCACGGGCUUGCCGGCGGCGUAUACGGAUCCGAAGACGAGGUUGCGAUACCACAACGCGGAGAUUUUUGGCAACAUCAGGUUGAUGGGACAGAGCACGACGGAAGGAUACCUCGCCGCCAGAGGAGCGCACACGGUUCUGAAAUAG